AAUUACCUGGAGCAACAAUUCAAGCACCCAAUCAGGCAUAUGACCCUGACAUCCAAACCUCCACAGAACAUCCUGCUGAUGCAGACAGAGACAAAGUUACUAGCACAACUGGAUCCACAACACUUUAA
Messenger RNA from Racocetra persica, 128 nucleotides. The record is from the annotation of a GenBank genome assembly. Lineage: Eukaryota; Fungi; Glomeromycota; Glomeromycetes; Diversisporales; Gigasporaceae.